Arctia plantaginis is the source of this 2802-nucleotide messenger RNA. Lineage: Eukaryota; Metazoa; Arthropoda; Insecta; Lepidoptera; Erebidae. The record is from the annotation of a GenBank genome assembly.
AUGACUGAAACACGAAGAAUUCAGCUUCACCUUGGGAAAUGCAUAGAGGAUUUGGACAAAUUACACAAUGUACCCGAUUUGAAGUCAAAAAGAGCAACCCUGUUAUGCAAAACAGCUCUAAAAUUGUUCGAAAGUGCAGAAGAGGCUCGUGAAAAAGGAGAUGAAGAAUACUCUUACGUUUAUUAUAUGAAGUAUCUUCGAGUUGUUGCAUAUAUAAGUAAAGACAAGGAGUAUUUGAAGGAUAAGUCUUACUUCAACAACAUGUUAGGUGCUAAGAACCCAAACAAAGCCAUUGAUGCAGCUGAAAAAUUGAAGAAUAGCCUCAUUGAAAGAUAUGCCAAAGAGCAAAAAACCAAGCGUCUAAAUGAUAUAAAGGAGAAUGAGAUGAUUAAGCAAAAAAUAGAAGAAAAUAGGAAGAAAGCAACAGAAACAGUAGCCGUUAACGAACCGACACCAGGUCUGCCAAGUCUUGAUGAAGUUACCAUCAAAAGUGAGCAGCUGUACUCCAUACUGAAGAGUGGCAAGCUGAAGGUGAUGAUACUAGACACCAGGUCGGCGAAGGACUAUAUAGAGUCUCAUAUCAACUAUCCAGGUUGUAUCAGUGUGCCGGAGGAAUGCAUAUCUCCUGGACAAUCGGCCAACACCCUGGAGCAGACCCUGCCACCUGCCUCUAGGCCCGUGUGGACCGAGCGAGCAAGCAUGGAACUGAUCGUGUUGCUGGACUGGAGCAGCACUGCUGCUAUACCUGGCAAGACCCUGUACCUACUCAAGACUAUACUGCUUAAGUGGGAUGUCAAUAUCCGGUACCCUCGCCCCCCACUGGCUCUGCACGGUGGGUACGAGGACUGGCUGCUCAAGUAUCCAGCCUUCACCACCAAUCCUCAGGCGAUGCCACCCCGGCAAGACGAGUUCAUGGAUGACAUGUUAGGAGACAUCGAUUACCCAACCUGGACGGAGCUGUCACCCACCCCCCCUUCUGCACCUGUCGCACCGCGCCAGGUGAAGCCGGGCGAGCCGCUCGUGGACCGGAGCAGUAAGGCAGCAGCAGUACAGGUGUAUUCAGAACGUGCUCGGAGCAUGCAACUCAUUCUAGAACAGCAGGAGAAAAUCGCUGACAACUCACUGACGUUAGAGAUGCAGAGGAUUGAAGCUGAGCAGGACUGGAAGAAAAUCCGUCUCCAACGCGAAUCAGAAGAUCAGGAGGAUUUACGAUCGUGUUUCAAGCUCAGGGAACAGGAGAUCCUCUCUCAGCUCAUGCAGAUGGAGAAUAAGCAGUACGAUAUGGAACAAGAGAACAUGACCCUCCGCGAACAACUAGAGGAGUACCAGAGACGGGAGCGAGAGGAAGCGGAGAAACUCGCGGAGAGCAUCGCUGAUGAGACCUCAGGGGCUGCUGAUUUUGGAGCGGAGCGCGCGCGGCUGUCGGCGGAGGCGGGGGCGGCGCGCGCGCGCAUCGCGGCCGCCACGCACCGGCGCGAGCAGCUCGACGUCACGCGCGAGGCGCUCGAGGCCGAGCGCAAGCGUCAGCUCGCCCUGGCGCGAGAGAAGCGCAAGCCCGCGCCCGACCGCGCCGCCCCGGGGGAUGAAGAUGGCGACACGUACAUGAUGUCUCCAGACAACCCUGGCGCUACAGGACUUAACCGAUCUCACUCAUCGCCUAACAUCGCUAAGGUGUCUUCUGACGAGGAAGAACCAUGCGUACCGAUGUUUGACCGAAGCACGAAACCGAGUAAAAUGGCACCGUCCACUGAUUUGCACCAGAGGGACUUCCAACCUGUGUGGGGAGACGUGAGUCGUGGUCUCACGGGCCUUAAGAACUUGGGGAACACGUGUUACAUGAACUCAAUCAUCCAGUGUCUCAACAACACCGCCAUACUAGUCACCUACUUCUGCAACGGACAGUACCUGGAACAUGUCAACAGGUCCCACAGCACUCGCGGCGCUAUAGCGGAAGAGCUGGCGGCGGUGGUGCGCGCGCUGUGGUCCGGACAGUACAGGUUCAUCGCCACCAGAGAUCUGAGGAACGAGGUGGGCAAACACCAGCGUGCCUUCCGAGGCUGCGAGCAGCAGGACUCGCACGAGUUCCUCACCAUACUCAUGGACUGGCUCCAUCUGGAUCUUCAGUUCACUAUCAACAUGCCGCCACAUAAGGACAGCCUACCACCCUCGGAGAAGGCGUGGCACGAGUACACCAAGAGCAAGGAGAGCCUGAUCCUGAGGCUGUUCUAUGGCCAGAUCAAAUCCACAGUCAAGUGCACCGUCUGCGGCAAGCAGAGUGUCACCUACGAGUCAUUCUCUAACCUGUCAUUGGAACUGCCCGCUAACGCCAAUAGAUGUACACUUAGUGAUUGUUUAAAACUGUACCUGAACGGAGAAACCAUACCAGGCUGGAACUGUCCAAACUGUAAGGAGAAACGCGACGCCGUCAAAAAGCUGGACAUAUCCAGGCUGCCUCCAGUCCUGGUCAUCCACUUUAAGCGGUUCUAUGUAGACCCUAAGGAGUACAUGUGCAACGCUUAUAGGAAGAAACAGACCUAUAUAGAUUUCCCUUUAGAAGAUUUAGAUAUGAGACAAUUUUCGUUGCAUUGUCCGAGCAAUCACUCGUACAAUUUGUACGCUGUGUCGAACCACUACGGAUCUAUGGAGGGAGGGCAUUACACAGCGUAUUGUAAGAGCAGUGUUUAUGGCAAAUGGUACAAAUACGACGACCACGUGGUGACGGAGAUCUCGUCGAGCGAGGUGAAGUCGAGCGCGGCGUACAUUUUGUUCUACACGUCGUGUGGCUCCACGCGCCUGUCGUGA